AAAUCUGAAUCGACAGCAACAAGUUCGCUAGAUCGCAAGCGCAAAGCAACCGAGCCUGAACUGACAGUCACCACAAUAGAUCCGUUCUACGACCUCACCCUUAUUAUCGGCGCUCCCGGCAGUAGCCAUGGACAAGCUGCUUUUCGCGUUAACAAAGGCACCCUACGCCACGCAAGCGAGAUCUGGACCAAGAUGCUGACUGGUGCCUGGGCUGAGAGCAAGCAGUCCGAGAUUGAGUUCCCCGACGACUCUCCCUGGGCCUUUGAGCUAGUGCUACGCGUCGCACACUUGCAGAUGGAUGCGCUGCCCGCAGUCCUCGACCUGGCGCAGAUGGAGGAACUGGCGCGGCUGACAGACAAAUACAACUUGGGGAAGCUUGUGGAGGUUGCGCUGGCUUCCAAGCAAUGGUUGAACAAUGCUCGCUCGGCAUGGCAGAAGUGGCCUGCAGAACCUUCGUACCAAGACUGGGCGGUCAUUAAUCAUGUUUUCCGGUCUCAAGACGACUACGAGUAUCUUGUCACCAGACUGGCGGUGGAGGUACAGGUCGAUGAGAAGUACAUUUCCUACUACUAUGGAUCUGGCGAAACCAAGACGGAGCUGAAAUCGGACCUGCCGGAUCGCAUUCAAGGU
Boeremia exigua is the source of this 630-nucleotide messenger RNA. RefSeq lists its product as uncharacterized. Gene Ontology annotation, molecular function: protein binding. The transcript has a single exon. The annotation marks the transcript as partial. The record is from RefSeq and is a predicted model, not a curated record. Lineage: Eukaryota; Fungi; Ascomycota; Dothideomycetes; Pleosporales; Didymellaceae.